Molecule: messenger RNA, 1051 nt
Organism: Myotis brandtii (Brandt's bat)
Lineage: Eukaryota; Metazoa; Chordata; Mammalia; Chiroptera; Vespertilionidae
Gene: NKAIN3
Product: Na+/K+ transporting ATPase interacting 3
Exons: 5
Biological process (GO): regulation of sodium ion transport
Source: RefSeq, a predicted model, not a curated record
GUUUUGGCUUGGUUUGAAGAAGGUGAAGAAACAAUUACAGCCUUUGUAGAACCCUUUGUAAUUUUACUUAUAUUAGUAGCCAAUGCCAUUGUGGGUGUCUGGCAGGAUACAGACCUAAUGACAUUCAACAUUUCUGUACAUCGGUCAUGGUGGCGGGAACAUGGGCCUGGUUGUGUCCGAAGAGUGCUGCCUCCAUCAGCCCACGGCAUGAUGAAUGAUUACACGUACGUCUCUGUCACAGGCUGCAUCGUCGACUUCCAGUACCUGGAGGUCAUCCACAGUGCCAUCCAAAUCCUACUUUCUUUGGUUGGUUUUGUGUAUGCCUGUUAUGUGAUCAGUAUUUUCAUGGAAGAAGAGGAUACCUUUGAUUUCAUAGGUGGACUUGAUGCACACUCCUACUACCAGGAUCAUGUUCAGUUAAAGCCUGUUAACCUGUCGAAAUAAGUAAUGGCAUCAACUCUGAAAUGCAAGUGCUGAACUUGACUUAGGAAGCAAAGAGUCAUUGACAGCUCCUCUCUGCAUCAACAUGUCUCACUUUCUCCCAGAGGAUGGAUGCGCCUCCCUGCUUUCCCACAGAUCACGGAGUUCUUCGGUCACAGCCUGUGUGUUAUUAGCAUUGUGCACUAGAUGAGUUGUAGGUGCUUGGGUGGGUAUUUUUUAGUCAUUUUCUUCUUAUAUGAAUACUUGUAAGUUGUAAAAAAAAUUGGUUUUAAAUUUUUUUAACAGAAUUUAACAUUAGGCAUGCAGAAUGGGAAAAAAUGCUGUGAAAACCUACAGACAAUUCCAUGAGAAACAUUGGUUUGUAUUAUUGAGGUGGUACGUCAGGACUGCUGAUGGCUGCACUUAUCCUAGACCUGAUGGAGUUUGCACUAGCAGACAUUACUUGGAGUUACUAGACAGGAAGUUAGAUGCUCUGAUAAAUGGGUACAAAUAGUGGACCUGGCUUUCACACUGAGUAUGGAUCAUUUUUUUCAACACCACAAGUCAAAACAUAGAGCUCUCCUUUGUUUUCGACUUCCCAAAGCCCAGAAUAAUAUUAUGGCAAUCUAAA